Messenger RNA from Nannospalax galili (Upper Galilee mountains blind mole rat), 1820 nucleotides. RefSeq names its product nicotinamide nucleotide adenylyltransferase 2 (gene Nmnat2). Gene Ontology annotation, molecular function: nicotinate-nucleotide adenylyltransferase activity; nicotinamide-nucleotide adenylyltransferase activity. The transcript is spliced from 11 exons. The record is from RefSeq and is a predicted model, not a curated record. Gene Ontology annotation, cellular component: Golgi apparatus. The coding region runs from base 223 to 1146 and encodes 307 amino acids. Lineage: Eukaryota; Metazoa; Chordata; Mammalia; Rodentia; Spalacidae. Gene Ontology annotation, biological process: NAD+ biosynthetic process.
GAGCAGAGUCGCGAGGAGAGCAAUACAAAAGCGACCUCGGAUCUCGCCGGAGCUGCAAGCGUUAAGGGGAGGCGGGGAGUGACGCGAUUUGCGUCUGGAGCGGCUCCUUGGAGUCCACAGCAUCCACCGCCGGAGCCUCGCCUUCCUUUCUCCCUCUGCAGACAUAUCCAGACACAAAAAGAGAGGCAACCCCUGGACCCGUGCGAGGGACCCACCCCCACCAUGACCGAGACCACAAAGACCCACGUUAUCCUGCUGGCCUGCGGCAGCUUCAAUCCCAUCACCAAAGGGCACAUUCAGAUGUUCGAAAGAGCCAGGGAUUAUCUGCACAAGACUGGAAGGUUUAUUGUGAUUGGUGGGAUUGUCUCCCCGGUCCACGACUCCUAUGGAAAACAGGGCCUUGUGUCGAGUCGGCACCGUCUCAUCAUGUGUCAGCUGGCUGUCCAGAAUUCCGACUGGAUCAGGGUGGACCCAUGGGAGUGCUACCAGGACACCUGGCAGACGACAUGCAGUGUGUUGGAACAUCAUCGGGACCUCAUGAAGAGGGUGACUGGCUGUAUCCUCUCCAACGUCAGCACACCUUCCAUGACGCCUGUGAUCGGACAACCACAACACGAGACCCCCCAGCCCAUUUACCAGAACAGCAAUGUGCCCACCAAGCCCACUGCAGCCAAGAUCUUGGGAAAGGUGGGAGAGAGCCUCAGCAGGAUCUGCUGCGUCCGCCCACCUGUGGAGCGCUUCACCUUUGUAGAUGAGAAUGCCAAUUUGGGCACAGUGAUGCGGUACGAGGAGAUCGAGCUACGGAUCCUACUGCUGUGUGGCAGUGACCUGCUGGAAUCCUUCUGUAUCCCAGGGCUCUGGAAUGAAGCAGAUAUGGAAGUGAUUGUUGGGGACUUUGGAAUCGUGGUGGUACCCCGGGAUGCAGCUGACACAGACCGAAUCAUGAAUCACUCCUCCAUACUCCGCAAAUACAAGAACAACAUCAUGGUGGUGAAGGAUGACGUCAACCAUCCCAUGUCUGUAGUCAGCUCCACCAAGAGCAGGCUGGCCCUGCAGCACGGGGAUGGCCAUGUUGUGGAUUACCUGUCUCAGCCAGUCAUCGACUACAUCCUCAAGAGCCAGUUGUACAUCAAUGCCUCUGGCUAGCAGCCACCCACCUCUCUGCUCCACCAACACACUGGCCCCUCCAGUCUCUGUCAGACCUUGGUUUCUCUCCCGCCUCUCUGUUUUUCUGUCUUCAUCUUGACUGUUCUCCCACUGGCUGACUUAACCCCCACAGUGUGGGGGACCUGCAAAGAACCAUGGCAUUCUCUAUUCACAGUCAUCUUUGGACAAACUUUCCUCUAGUCUCCGGGUUGGGGGUGGGUAAGGGAACAGGGUGGGAGUUGGGGGAAGUACAGUCCUUGGAGAUGUACUGGUGUCUGUCUCCCAGCAUGCUUAGAGAGGCGGCUCUGGUGCCCAUCCUCCCAGCAUGCUCUGGGGAGGCGGCUCUGGCUCUCGCCUUCCCAGCAUGCCCUUUACCACAAAGGGCUAUUUUUCUUCUUUCUUUUUUAUUUAUUUUCUUCUGUUCAUUUAUUGUAGAACUGGAGUGAAAUCUGUGUGUAUGUUUCUUUAUGUUUAUAGUUUUGAUGCACCCCUGCAGUUUUAUUUCCUUUCUGACAGGACACUAUAGCCAGUCUCAGCACUCACAAAGCAUGUGAGGGCCACACCCAGGAUAGAAGGCCAGCCCAGUUCUUCAGUUCUGCUUCUCCAACAGAGAGAGAGAGAGAGAGAGAGAGAGAGAGAGAGAGAGAGAGAGAGAGAGAGAGACACAGAGAGAG